Messenger RNA from Spea bombifrons (plains spadefoot toad), 3591 nucleotides. It is a transcript of the gene MEIS2, whose product is annotated as Meis homeobox 2. Gene Ontology annotation, molecular function: DNA-binding transcription activator activity, RNA polymerase II-specific; RNA polymerase II cis-regulatory region sequence-specific DNA binding. The transcript has 13 exons. Gene Ontology annotation, biological process: positive regulation of transcription by RNA polymerase II; brain development; embryonic pattern specification. Lineage: Eukaryota; Metazoa; Chordata; Amphibia; Anura; Pelobatidae. The coding region runs from base 961 to 2163 and encodes 400 amino acids. The record is from RefSeq and is a predicted model, not a curated record.
GGUUCCAUCAUUUUCAUUCUCCCGCCGAUCAGCUCCACAAACUGAGUCUCUUCUAUAAGCCAGAAGCAGCCAACCUGCCAGCAGUCACUCAUCUGCCACAGACAGGCUGCAAAAUCCCCACCUCAGCUCAUCACUUCCCUGCACAAGGAAGCACUUUUUUUUUUUAAUUAUUAAUUUUAUUAUUGCAUUUUUUUAACUAAAUUCAUUUUUUUUGUAUUUAUUUAAUUUUUUUUUUCUCCUGGAGUUUUGAAUUUUUUUUUUUUUUUACAUUUUUUUUUUGCAUCCUUUGGAUUUUUUUUUCACGUGUCAUUGGAAAAAAAAAUAAAACAGACACAGAUCUGUAGGGAGCUGUCAAGAGGAGUUAUAGAAACAUAGGAGCAGCAGGGGAGAAGCCUUAAAAAAAGAGAGAGAAGGGGUUGGAAGAUUUGCUGCUCAGUUGUAUCUUCAUCAUCACUAUCACCAUCAUCUUCCUCCUCCUCUCCUGCCACCAUCCUUCAUUCAGCACCUUGACAUGCACUGCCUCUGAUUGACAUCUGAAGUGGCCGAAAGCCAUGACAGUCCCCAGUUUGGGUACAUGUGGCUCUCUCUAGGGCCAACCCUAAACCUAACUUGGAAGAUUUGACAAUAAAUUACAAUUACCUUUUUUUUUUUUGCUGAUUUCACGUGAGAACCAAGAAGACCUUUAAACACAGGCAAAAGUAACACAUUUUCACCAAAAAAAAAGGAUAAUAUUCUGGGGUGGAUCUCCGGCUUGAGAAUUUAGAAUGUUUGUAUGAUUUGUAUGGUGUCAUCUCGGUGCCGGCUGAAGAAGCUUUUCUGGAUUGUAUAAGGGGCAACAGAGAUUGUGUUUAUUGCCCCCCAUUACCCUUUUGCCACCAUCCCAGGACACGGAGAGAGCCUGCCUCGCUGGGAAGAGGGGCUGAGGACACACUAUAGGGCACUCGGACAGGAGCUUUAUUGAUGGCGCAAAGGUACGAUGAGUUACCACACUAUGGCAUGGACGGAGUGGGGGUGCCAACAUCAAUGUAUGGCGACCCCCAUGCCCCGCGACCCAUCCCACCGGUACACCACUUAAACCACGGACCCCCCCUCCAUGCCAGCCAGCACUAUGGGACUCAUGCCCCCCACCCCAAUGUUAUGCCCACCAGCAUGGGAUCUGCUGUAAACGAUGCCCUAAAGCGAGACAAAGAUGCGAUUUAUGGACACCCCCUGUUUCCUCUGCUAGCCCUGGUUUUUGAGAAAUGUGAAUUGGCGACGUGUACCCCACGGGAGCCGGGGGUCGCGGGUGGGGAUGUGUGUUCUUCGGACUCCUUUAAUGAAGACAUCGCAGUAUUUGCUAAACAGGUCCGGGCAGAGAAACCACUUUUCUCCUCAAAUCCUGAACUUGAUAACUUGAUGAUCCAGGCCAUUCAGGUUCUGAGGUUUCACCUCCUGGAAUUAGAAAAGGUCCACGAAUUGUGUGAUAAUUUUUGCCAUCGAUACAUCAGCUGUUUGAAAGGAAAAAUGCCAAUAGAUUUAGUGAUCGAUGAAAGGGACGGCAGCUCAAAGUCUGAUCACGAAGAACUAUCCGGAUCCUCCACGAACCUCGCAGAUCAUAACCCAGCAUCAUGGAGAGAUCAUGAUGAUGCAGUGUCCACGCAUUCUGCAGGCACGCCGGGACCCUCAAGUGGUGGGCAUGCCUCCCAGAGUGGAGACAACAGCAGUGAACAAGGGGAUGUGUUAGAUAACAGUGUGGCUUCUCCCGGCACAGGGGACGACGAUGACCCAGACAAGGACAAAAAGAGGCAAAAGAAGCGUGGCAUUUUCCCAAAAGUAGCAACAAAUAUCAUGAGAGCGUGGCUCUUCCAACAUCUCACGCAUCCAUACCCCUCAGAAGAGCAGAAGAAGCAGUUAGCACAGGACACAGGACUGACUAUUCUGCAAGUUAACAACUGGUUCAUUAACGCCAGAAGACGAAUAGUCCAGCCGAUGAUUGACCAGUCUAAUCGAGCAGGUUUUCUUCUUGAUCCUUCAGUGAGCCAAGGAGCAGCGUAUAGUCCCGAGGGUCAGCCAAUGGGGAGCUUUGUGUUGGAUGGUCAACAACACAUGGGGAUCCGGCCCGCAGGGCCUAUGAGUGGAAUGGGAAUGAAUAUGGGCAUGGAUGGACAGUGGCAUUAUAUGUAACCGUCACCUUGCACAGCAACGAAUAACAAGUCUGCAGGACAUGCCAGGGGACUGUCUUUCUCAGGGUGGUCCUAAUGGGUAUCAGUUUGUACAACCAGCUCUCAUUCCUCCCAAGUUGUCGUCAUACCCUCUUUCCUCAAGACAUGGACCACCAGUGCCCUACAUCAGCCAAGACACCUCAUCACGAGCCGUGUACAUACACAGAGGAUUGGCUCUCCAUGGGAUGACCAUGUCCGCCCAAACCACCUCACCCCUUCUCCCUUAGCACUUGGGAGUCAUUUCUUCGACACAACCCCCCAACAAUAUAAGGAACCUCAAGGGAAAAGCAAAAUGUAAGACUUCUGAACUUUGACCAGUUUUAAAAGUAAAAUUCCAGACAGCUGUGAUUUUUUUUAAAAAAAAAAAAACAGACAUUUUGUCAUUUUCAUCAAAAAAAAAAACAAAAACAACUAAGGACCAACGAAACAAGACGAGAACACAAAUGUGAAAAAACAAACAAACAAACAAAUGGGCCUAGUUAAUGCCCGGAAAGAAAGAAAAACCACAAAGUCCCCUCUGGAAAAGCAGAAAGACUGAAAGAUAUAACUACUGUAGGAUAAAACAUAGGAACUAAGUUAACUUGUACAUUUCUGUUGAUUUAAAUAGUUUUAGAAGAGACAUAAAAAGAUAUCCUUGUUUUUUCCACACUAUGUGUGUUGUUCCCAAAAGAAUGACUGUUUUGGCUCAGCCAGAACCCAUCCCUAUGGAAAGCUACCGGAUUUUAUCACUUGUGACCAUUGCAGAAGAGCAUAGAGCACAUCCUGGAAAGACCAUGGAGAUCCAAGACCUUCUAGGGUGCGAGAAGUGUCUAUCUGCCCCUUUGGCACUACAGGACAAUUUAUUUGGGGGCAGUUAUACACACAAGGACAGAGAGAGACACUUUUUUUUUUAUCCUUGUGAUUGAUGUGGACACCCCUUUGUAUGGAUGGAGGGGGGGGGGAUUCCUGCAAUCUGGUCUUUGCACCAAAUGAAAAAAAAACUGAACUUAAUUGUACACUCAAAGACUGGUGAAAGAGUGCGCGUGGAAAAGAGAGAAUGUGCGUGUGCCUGCGAAAGUGCGAAGAGAGAUUGUGAAGGGAAGACAAUACUGUAACAGAAUUUGUUCAGAGUUUGUUCUAUUAAUGUUUCAUGUUAGAUAUUCUAUGUGUUACCUCAAUUGAAAAAAAAAAAGAAUGUUCUCUUAGUAAAACCUGCUGUGGGAUUGGUAUUGUAUGUCCAUGGAUUAUUUCUUUCUCAGCACGUGUUCCUCAUUAGAGAAAAAUGCUGUUACCUUUAAGCUUUGUCAAAAUUUACAUUAAAAUACUUGUAUGAGGACUGUGAGUUUAUGUUUAAAGAAAAAAAGAAAAAAAAAGGUGUUACAAAAUGCGGUAAUAAAUAUUUCAUUUUGGA